UUAGAUUUCUAUAUAUCCACUUUGGUUCCUAUCUUAAAUAAUUUCAGCUCUUCUCAGGUUGCGGUCAUCUCAAACUGUAGCAUUUUGGCAGCAGUAGGCCAGAAAAUGGCAAGUACUCCUGGAGUCAGUGCUACACUUUUCAAUGCGCUUGCAAAGGCUAAUAUUAAUGUCCGUGCUAUAGCCCAAGGUUGCUCAGAGUACAAUAUCACUGUGGUUGUCAAACAAGAAGACUGUGUGAAGGCCCUAAGAGCUGUCCACUCAAGAUUUUAUUUCUCUAAAACCACGAUAGCAGUGGGUAUUGUUGGAUCUGGAUUGAUUGGUGGCACCUUGCUUGACCAGCUCAGGGAUCAGGAUCUUAUCACGAAGAAGAGGAUUGCUAAUGGUAGAGAGGAACAUGGUCUCUACAUUCUGGAUUAGACAUACCAGUGUUUUUUAAGGCGAAAAGCGAACCGAGGCGACAAGGUCUCCUAAUGCUUAAGCGCGAGGCGAUAAGGCAAGGUGAGGCGAGGGCUUCAUCGAAUUGAGGCGACCAAAAAUGAUAUUUUUUUUAAAUAAAUGGUAUAGAC
Messenger RNA from Camellia sinensis, 566 nucleotides. NCBI's taxonomy places the organism in Eukaryota, Viridiplantae, Streptophyta, Magnoliopsida, Ericales, Theaceae. The record is from RefSeq and is a predicted model, not a curated record.